AGGAUGGCUUGGCUUGGGGAGAACUAGGUAAUGUACCUAGGCACACUGUACCUGUAGGAGUUGCACUGUUGCAGAGGAGUGGCAAGGUCAGGUCCGUCGGGAGUAGCACAGGCUUAUCUAAGAGACAGGGGUGAAAAAGUUGCAUCGCCUCCGCGUCAGAGGGCAGUAACAUCGAUGGAGUCGCACAACGAACAAAGGCCAAUAGAAAAGACAACGCCAGGCUGAGCUCCACGCGUCCCGGCAAGUAGUACAUGUGCUGUACAGGUAUUCUUGACCAGAGCCCACCAACGCACAUGUGGUGGAGCAGGCGAGCGGACCUGGUUCUCGAAUAUUUCUCUCCGGCUGCGUCCAUCUUCACUUGCAUUCACAUGCAAAGCAGAGCUCGCGCCGAAGUCUAAUUCGAACUACCUACCUACCUUUUAGCACUCUCUGACCAGAGCUCGUCUGCAUCUCGAAGCUUCCAAGCAGUCACCACGCUGCAUGCACUUGCAACAACAACAUCAUCCGACCACCACCACCACCAUCACCUUACCGCACCUUACUACUACUUCUCUCCUUACUACCUCACUGCCACACAGUCUCCUUCCUCCAAGCUUCCGCCUCCCGCUUGCUACAAAACACCGCACCGCACCGACGAUAUCGUCAAGACCGCCUUGUCGCAAUGGCGACUAACCUCACUGUCUCGCUUUUCCUCCCCAACACCAUCUCAUUCAACGACCUGCCGGCAAAAGAGCGACGACGCGCUGCACCUCCGUUCAAGCUGCACCAACGCAUCAGCUCUGCCAAUGAGCUGCCCACCAAUUCGAGUAGCAUUCUCGGCGGGCUCACCCCUCCUCUGACGACCGCCUCGCAAGUCGCAAGCGCGAAUGAGCAAUUCUUCACCCCGGGCUCAAUAGAUGCCGCGAAGCGACUUUUCGCGAGGCCCGGCGAUCCACGCUCUCUCCUGCGAAGCGAUGUGCAUGCCGAGUGGGGCUCCCAGGCUAUAUUCAAUCAGCCGCGGUCUCGUGCUGGACCACUACCAUCAGCUUCCAUCCAGGACUUCGCUGCCGCUUAUGACAAGUACAAGGAAGAGGAGGACCGCAAGAAGCGCAUGUCGACCAGACGAGUCACUCGAGGCUCUCCUGGUCAAUUGCAGGCCAGUCGCUCUGGAAGCUCGGAGAGGGGCUUUGAAGGGCAAUCAUGGACAGUGCAGCCCGCCAUUCACGGAAACGGUGGGCUAGUAAACGCCAUCCGCGAGACGUCGGAGAUCGACCCAAGCAACAACCAGCCUGCUGAUACCACCUGGAUUGGAACUCUUGGAAUGCCCACUGACGCCUUGCCCGAGAGUACCAAAGACGAAAUACACGAUGUAUUGCUCAACGAUCACCAGUCUGUUGCUGUCUACUGCAGUGACAAAGACAUCGAUGGUCACUAUGCCCACUACUGCAAGACCAUUCUAUGGCCUAUCAUGCACUACCAAGUGCCAGAUCACCCAAAGAGCAAGGCGUAUGCCGAUCACAGCUGGGAAUUCUAUCGAAAUGUGAACCAAGCCUUUGCCGACCAAGUCGUUUCCAGCUACAAGCGUGGCGAUACCAUUUGGGUACACGACUACCACCUCCUCCUCGUGCCUGGCAUGGUGCGUGAGAAGCUACCAGAUGCCAAGAUUGGCUUCUUUUUGCACACAGCUUUCCCAUCGUCCGAGGUGUUCAGGUGUCUAUCGACUCGGAAGGAGCUUCUCAACGGCAUGCUCGGCGCCAACUUGAUCGGGUUCCAGACAGAGGAGUACGCGUCGCACUUCCUGCAGACAUGCAGUCGUCUGCUGGCAGUGGAAACUACUGCCGACGGCGUGCAGAUUGACGAGCACUUUGUGAAUGUGACUAGCGUGCCGGUCGGCAUCAACCCGCCUCUGUUCGACAAAGCCCUUGCGGACGAAGAAGUUCGGGGAUGGAUCUCCACCAUUAAGAAGAAGUACGAAGGCAAGAAGCUCCUCGUUGCACGUGAUCGUCUCGACCAUGUGCACGGUGUGCGACAGAAGCUGCUUGCCUACGAGCUGUUUCUGAACCGAUACCCCGAGUGGCGUGACAAGGUAGUCAUGAUCCAAGUUGCCACCUCCACCAACGAGCAGUCCGAGCUGCUCGCGGCUGUGUCCGACAUCCAUACUCGGAUCGACUCGGUGCAUAGCACUCUUGCUCAUCAGCCCUUGGUCUUCCUCAAGCAAGACUUGGCAUUCCCGCAGUACAUCGCAUUGUUGACUGUGGCUGAUGGGCUCAUGGUGUCUGCCCUUCGAGACGGCAUGAAUCUGACGCCUCACGAAUUCAUAUACUGCCAAAAGAAGUAUGGCCCAUUGAUCCUCAGCGAAUUCACUGGCAGUGCUGCGGCUCUUGGCAGCAACUUUCUCUCCAUCAAUCCUUGGGACUUCUCCGGCAUGGCCGACUCCAUCAAACAGGCCUUGGAAAUGGACGAGGCGGAGAAGCAGCGUCGCUGGAAUUACUUGCACGAAGUUGUACUCAAGAAGACGGGUGCCAAUUGGAUGCGACAACUGACUAAGCAGCUGAACAUUGUGUAUGAGGAGCACAACCAGCACGCCUCAGCAUCGGUGCCUCGUCUCAAUGUCUCGACCUUGGCUGAGAAGUACAAGACGGCGGAGAACCGACUGUUCAUUAUCGACUACGAAGGUACUCUUGCGCCGCACAAGACGAGUUCGGGUAUUCCUCUGGGAUCCCCCGCGCGUGUUGUCGAGACGUUGACUGAUAUUAUGGUCGACCCCAAGAACAUAGUCUACGUCAUGUCUGGUCGUAAGCCAGACGAACUCGACAAUCACUUCCGCACACUGCCCAAGGCCGGACUGAUCGCUGAGAAUGGAUGCUUUGUGCGCGAGUUCGGCGUCGAGAACAACGUGUGGACAUCUUUCGUCGAUCUUAAUGAGGUUGACAGAUGGAAGUCACAAGUGCGUGGCAUACUUGGCUACUACUCGGACCGCCUGGAAGACAGCUAUAUCGAAGAGAGACAUUGCAGUCUCUUGUUCCGGUACGAGAAAUCAGCCGAUCAAGAGGCCGCUGUGCGCUUUGCCGGGGAGUGUGCGGACCAGAUCAACGGCGCGUGCAAGAGCAUGCAUAUUCAUGCGGUUCCCAUCAAGCACGCCGUGCUCGUGGAGCAGGAAGACUUCAGUAAGGGCACCGCUGCUUCGCACGUGUUUGAUACUCUGUGCGAACAAAGCAAAGGCCUCUCGGCGCCGGACUUCAUGGUCGUUGCUGGUGAUGAUCGCGAAGACGAAGUCAUCUUCAAGUGGGCCAAUGAGCUCGGCAAGGUCGGCAAAGUCAAGGAUGUCUUCACUGUCACGGUGGGCAAGCGCAACACACUCGCGCAGGCUACGUUGACGCAAGGCUCCACGGGGCUCCUGACCGUGCUCCAGAAAUUAGCGAAGAUCUCGAGCGACAUGUUGCCGCCGGAUUACUUCACCAUGCCACGCAACAAGACCUUUCCCAACUGAUGAUCUUCAUUCCCCAUCAUUUCGAUGGGGAACACACGGAUCGCCUCGAUGACUGCGAGAUAGCACCGGGCCAUUCUCUCGAGGGCUGCAAGACUGCUAGCGUGCUUGAUUGUUUUGACGUGCGACGUUACGAUGAUACCCACUACCAUUAGGUCACGAUAUAGUGUUUCUGGCGUCAAGGGGUGGGAGGAUGCACGGGAACGGGGACGGGGUCUGUAGACUAGACUACGAGAAUCAAGCAGCAAUGCUCAUUGAC
Messenger RNA from Sphaerulina musiva SO2202, 3725 nucleotides. Its product is annotated as glycosyltransferase family 20 protein. The record is from RefSeq and is a predicted model, not a curated record. The transcript has 3 exons. Gene Ontology annotation, cellular component: cytosol; alpha,alpha-trehalose-phosphate synthase complex (UDP-forming). NCBI's taxonomy places the organism in Eukaryota, Fungi, Ascomycota, Dothideomycetes, Mycosphaerellales, Mycosphaerellaceae. Gene Ontology annotation, biological process: trehalose biosynthetic process. The coding region runs from base 662 to 3469 and encodes 935 amino acids. Gene Ontology annotation, molecular function: catalytic activity.